CGCCCCUCCUGCUCUGCACUGGACUCGCCUGACCUCAGCACCACGUUACUGGAUCCUCAGCUGAUGCGCUAUCCUUGCACUAUUGCACUGCUAAUCUGUCAUUGUAGAUAUAACUUGCUGUAAUCCUAACUUGUUGCAUCCUAGUUCAUAUUGUAUUCUAGUAGAAGUAUUAUUUGCACUUACUGUAAACUACACUGUAUUUAAAUAUUUUGCAUUGUAACAAAUGCCCCAAAAUGAUUAUUUUUUUUCUCUUUGUCACUCCCCAGAACGCAGCAUGUGGUAAAUAGGUUGCCAAGGCUAGGACAAAACGUGGAGGGACCUACAAUCUGGACUGGAGCAGCUGUAAAACCAGGGCAGAGUGAACAUGGAUCAGUUCUCAUUUGAGCAAAUCUUAUCCAGUUCCCAAACUCCAUUGAAACAACCGGACCUGUCUGCAAAACAGGUAACUGUCAGUGAUGAAGGAGCAAACCAAAGGACAGAAGAGAUUAUUGCCUCUCAGAAUACGGACGAGGUACAGAUAAGCAAUUCACCUGGCAUUGAGCUCCCCAGCCACGGUUCAGACAGGGUCCUUAAUUAUGAGCACUCACGUUAUUUCUCUGCUGUCAAUGCGAGGAUCGAAGGGAUAGAGAGAAAAGCACAGGGCCUGAUUGAUAAGGUCAAUGUGAGUCGAAAAAGGGACCUUGAGCUGAUGACAAACUUCAGAGAGAAACUCCUGAUGAAGGUUUCUGAGCUGUGUCACAAACUGGAGGACCAGUUGUAUGAUAUUUACGAACAGGACAACAAAGUCAUCCAAGACAAAAUGCAGGAGUUGAGCACGAUCAUGCGGAGGAACGUCCACGUGAGCACGGAGCUGCAGGAAGCCUGCCACAACGUGGUGAGCCUCUACAAGGGCUUGUGCAUGCAGCCUGAACUAUGACACUGCAGCCCGCACUAAUCCAGGUGGGCCCCAGUGCUGUAUCUUGCAAUAGGAGCUACACGGUUGCGUGUGGAUAGAACAGUGGUCCCAAGUUCAAGGGCGUGAUGAUUUGACUACUUUUCAAUUAAUAAUUCCAAAAUGUAAAAUGAAAUGACAUUAAGAUAUCUUCGUUUGCACAGAAGCAGAGGUUGAAAGCACAGUUUGCAAUUACUUUUUUUUUGUUCAUCCGCUACAACAGCAGAAUUGCAGUAUUCCAGAUUGUAGCUGGCAUGGCAGGCAGUUUUACCCACGUGCACUGGGCUAAAAUAUUAAACCAGGGUUUGCAGGCUUAGUUUGAGUAGCUUUUCUGUUAUCCUCAAGCCUAAGCAAACCGACAACUUGUUUAAAUGUUGUGUUAUAAUAAUAAUAAUAAAAAAGAUUUGUAUGAAUAAAAUGCUGUUUGAUAUUGAUGACAUUUUUACACCCAU
Molecule: messenger RNA, 1383 nt
Organism: Acipenser ruthenus (sterlet)
Lineage: Eukaryota; Metazoa; Chordata; Actinopteri; Acipenseriformes; Acipenseridae
Gene: syce2
Product: synaptonemal complex central element protein 2
Exons: 5
Coding region: 365-916 (183 amino acids)
Biological process (GO): synaptonemal complex assembly
Cellular component (GO): central element
Source: RefSeq, a predicted model, not a curated record